AUGGAAAAUCAGAAAACUCAAAACAACAACGACGACAUUGGCAAGGCACAAAGGACAGAAGAGACGCACAACGAUGUGGAAGCAGUUGAAGGCGGGAACAGGGCCGCGGGUGUGGCCGUCCGGGAGUUGCGGGUGUCGCUCUCUCGGUGCGACUCGCCCAUGGUCCUGGAGAGGAGGCAGCUGUCCGAUACGGACAGCGGCAGCUGCGCCUCAUUAGAGGCAAUCGGGGGUGAGGGCAUGCGCUCAAGAUCGCGCUCCCCACCCAGCCGAGUUUGGCGAAAGCGAUCGCUGACGCCGGAGGAGGGAUCGGCAGGCGCCAGAACAACGGCGCCGCAAAAGAGAGGCCGCGGACGCCCCGUAACAACGGGGGAGUACGCCGGCCUGGCCCGAGCAAAGGCGGAGCUCAACGCUCAACGGGAGCGGGAGAUAGAGCUGCAGGCGGAGGCGGAGCUGGCGGCGCAGGUCGCGGAGAGGAGCCGGGUGCUGCGAGCCCGGGCCAGGGCGGCGAUGCCCGAAGGUCCGGGAGAGGCGGCGUCCGGCGAGCACUCCGCCGAAGACCUCGCCGGCACGGUCGAGGCGGCGCUGGACGUAAUUGCCAGCGUCGCCAAGAAAUCGGCCAAGAUGAAGUGCCAGCACAUCGCCAGCGUCCGCGAGGCGGUGUCGACCAUCGGCGACGCGGUGCGAGCGCUUCGGUCCCGCACUGAGUCGCAGGAGGUCGCUCACCUGCAGGCCGAGCUGGCCGCUAUGAGGGCGGAGCUGGAGGCGGUAAAGCGGCAGGCGGCUGCCCCCCCGCAGAUGACCCGGGAGGAGAUCUUAUUUAUGGUAGACUCCCGGAUCGCGGGAAUUGGCGACCGCCUGCUGCCCGAGCCGAGGCUGCGCCCUCCGCUGGCUGCGGACGCACAUAAUGCCGCCGCCGCCGCCGCCACCGCAGGAGCGACCAACACUCGUCGCGAGGCAAAGCGCGCUGCCCCCGCCCCGGCCGUAGAGCCAGUGCCCGCCCCGACCCCAGUCCCCGCUGCGACGUGUGCCGCGGCGGCGAAAAAGGGUAAGGGGAAGGGCAAGAAGAGCCUGGCUGCCCGCGAGGCCGAGGCCGCCCGCAAGCCAGAGCCGGCGCCCCCCGCUCCCCAGUCCCAACCUGAGGAGGCCUGGAACGUGGUGACGCGGAAGGCGAAGGCCCCGAAGCAGGCGGCAACGGCCCCCGCGACGCCCGCCGCAUCCAAGAAGAAGAGGAAGAGGGCCCCCCGACGGCGACUGCGUGCUCCUAAAACGGCAGCAGUCGUCAUAACAUUACCCGAGGGGUCCAUGACGACCUACGAGGCCGUCCUGGACAAGGCCGAGAAGUCUGUCGACCUCUCGGCCCUGGGCAUAGAGGGGCUCAGGUUCCGCACGGCGAGAACCGGCGGCCGAGUCUUGGAGGUGGCUGGCGCCGACAAGGGCCAAAAGGCCGAUGAACUGGCGGCCAAGCUGCGGGCGACCAUCGGUGACGUGGCCCGCGUCUCCCGGCCGGAGCUCUGCGCUGAGAUACGCAUCUCCGGUCUGGGCGAUGCGGCCACCAGCCAGGCGGUGGCGGCGCAAGUGGCGAAGUUGGGGGGUUGCCCUCCCGAAGGUGUAAAGGUGGGCGUUAUAAAUCGCCCACCUGGCCGCCAGGGCACCGUGUGGGUGAAAUGCCCCGUCCUGGCAGCCAAGAAGAUCGUCGACGCCGGCCGGUUCACGGUCGGCUGGUCGACGGUGAGGGCAACCCUCCUGGAGGCGCGGCCGCAGCGGUGUUACCGCUGCCUGGUCUCCGGCCACCUAGGGGUGCAGUGCGACUGCGGCGUCGACCGCAGCGCGCUAUGCUUUCGGUGUGGCCAGCCGGGCCACAAGGCCGCGUCGUGCGAGGAGGAGCCCUCCUGCGCAAUUUGUGCUUCGGAGGGCGUGGAGGCCGGUCAUCGUUUGGGACACAAGAAGUGUCCAGCGAUGAACCGGCCCCCUACCAAAGGUGGCAAGAAAAAGACAGGCGGGGGCAAUCAGGGACCCCCCGCCUCGUCGUCUCCAGCUGCAGCUGCAGCUGAUGUGGAGGCAAUGGACACCGCCCAUUAA
Molecule: messenger RNA, 2079 nt
Organism: Papilio machaon (common yellow swallowtail)
Lineage: Eukaryota; Metazoa; Arthropoda; Insecta; Lepidoptera; Papilionidae
Exons: 1
Coding region: 1-2079 (692 amino acids)
Molecular function (GO): zinc ion binding; nucleic acid binding
Source: RefSeq, a predicted model, not a curated record